Messenger RNA from Exophiala aquamarina CBS 119918, 3681 nucleotides. RefSeq lists its product as uncharacterized. The transcript has a single exon. The coding region runs from base 1 to 3681 and encodes 1226 amino acids. NCBI's taxonomy places the organism in Eukaryota, Fungi, Ascomycota, Eurotiomycetes, Chaetothyriales, Herpotrichiellaceae. Gene Ontology annotation, biological process: maturation of SSU-rRNA from tricistronic rRNA transcript (SSU-rRNA, 5.8S rRNA, LSU-rRNA). The record is from RefSeq and is a predicted model, not a curated record. Gene Ontology annotation, molecular function: RNA binding; ATP binding. Gene Ontology annotation, cellular component: intracellular anatomical structure; nucleolus.
AUGCCUCGAUUUGUACCUCGGCAGAGGAAACACAAAGUCCGCGCACGGGAGCAGAAUGAAACCUCAUCCCACAUUGAGUCCAACCAAGAGCAAAUCAUCCCUCUUACCCAACCCGAGAAAGCUGCAAAGAGACAGGCAUUGAGGGACGAGUUGAGGGCGCAGCAGCCUAAAAUAUCGGCCAAGAAGCAAAAGAGGUUGGACAAAUAUAUCGACAACAAGUUGAGAAAGGACGAGACCCUCGAUUUACUGCGAAAGCUUGAACAAGAGAAAGAAAAGUACGACGCUGUCAUAGAAAUAUCGAAGAAGCUUGGAAAACGAAGUUUUGGCGAUUUUGUUGAUGGACAGGUGACUGUGAAUGCAGCAGACAAGAGAUGGAAAGGCAAAAAGGGCCAUGAUCAUAUUUCCGAUGUGCAGAGUGAGGAUUCGUUCGAGGCGGAGAAUCAAGAUGCUUUCGCGCCUGUGCGUGACGAAGCAGAUAGCGAACGAAUGCCUAUCCAGGCCCUAGCAAAUGCGACAAUAAAUGGUAGUGGACUUGCACAAGCUUUAAUCCUGGAUGAGCAUGGCUUGCCUAUAAUUCAGUCCAGGAGGAGGAAAAAGCACCGUGACAAAGUCCUGCCGGCAGAGUUGCCCUGGGAGGGGUUUGACUCGGACUCAGCUGGAGAGGUUGAUUCUUCGGACGACAAUGAGGACUCAGAAGACUCGAUGUCGUCAGAAGGGGGCACUUUUGACACGAGCGAGGAAGGUGAAUCAACAUCUGAGGCCAGUGAGUCCGGAUCGGAAUCUUCAGAGAACUCCGCCAUCGGCAAGCCGAAAACGAGAAAAUCAGCUUUCAAAACGUGGGCUUCUCAACAACUCAACCAAUCAAUAGGAUAUGUACCAUCUUAUGCAUCGGGUGAAGGGCAGCUCCUGCCAAAGCCAGCGGCUAAAGAAGCACAACCUCCAGCCCAACAGAAUAGUGGACACUCGCAGGAAACUGCAGAGCCACUACCGAAUCGAAAAGCAUAUACCGUUCAUGUUGAACGUUCAAAGGAAAUCCAGAAAUCAAGGACACAGCUACCGAUUCUAGAACGAGAACAAGAAAUCAUGGAGGCAAUCCACAACCAUCCUGUUGUGCUUGUGAAAGGCGACACUGGCAGCGGUAAAACGACACAAAUACCCCAAUUCUUAUUUGAGGCGGGAUAUGGCACAAAAGAUGGCCCCACACCUGGAAUGAUUGGUAUCACUCAGCCUCGGCGAGUGGCUGCAGUGAGCAUGGCCAAACGCGUUGGCGUUGAACUGGGCGAUCAUGGGGAGAAGGUGUCCUAUCAAAUUCGAUUCGACAGCAACGUAUCUUCCGACACUGCAGUAAAAUUUAUGACUGAUGGAAUACUGCUACGAGAAUUGUCUCAGGACUUGCUCCUCAAGAAAUAUUCCGUAAUCGUCAUCGACGAAGCUCACGAAAGAAGUGUCAACACGGACAUCUUGAUUGGAAUGUUGAGCAAGAUUGUAUCCGCACGAGUACGAAAAACCAAAUUCAACCCAGACCCCAAACCGCUGAAACUUAUCAUCAUGUCCGCCACUUUAAACAUAGGAGAUUUCUUGCAUGAGAAGCUCUUCUCUGCAUCUGAAAGGCCACUUGUCGUCGAAGCAGAAGGCAGGCAGCAUCGUGUUACUCCGCAUUUUGCUCUACGUAGCCGACCAGAUUAUGUUGAAGAGGUCAUAGAGAAGGUCGGACGUGCGCACCGGAAGCUUCCUCAGGGUGGGAUCCUGGUCUUCUUGACGGGUCAGAAUGAGAUCAGACAGGUGGGCGACCGUUUGAAGGCUGUGUUGAUGCCACGGCAUGGAGCCGAUACUCGACAAAAUUUAACACGAGUACAGAUUUCGGCGAGUGAAGCACCACUUGAGGCCGAAGACAUGGACAUUGGGGACUUCAAGGCCCUAAAAGGCCAUGAAGAUUUUGAUCUUGACAUCCUAACACAUUCGGAAGACGAGGCAGAUGCCGAUGAAUUCGACAUUUCGGAUGAAGAAGACGAUGACGAUGACAGCAAGGACAAUCCUGUUCUCAAAUCGAGUAAAGAGCCCUACACUUCUGUCCACGUCCUACCUCUCUAUUCACAACUUCCGACUUCCGAGCAGCUGAAGGUUUUUGAGCCGCCUCCGUCUGGUUCUCGAUUGAUUGUCCUGGCGACGAACGUCGCAGAGACUAGUUUGACAAUUCCUGGAAUUCGCUAUGUAUUUGACUCUGGUCGAAGCAAGGAACGAAAGUACAAUCUCGAUUCAGGGGUCCAAAGUUUUGAAAUUGACUGGGUUAGCAAGGCCAGCGCGGAACAGCGAGCCGGUCGUGCCGGUCGAACAGGUCCCGGUCAUUGUUGGAGACUCUACACGUCCGCGGUCUUCGAACAGUUCUUCCCAUCUCACGCAGAACCAGAAAUUCUUCGAGCGCCCGCUGAGAGCGUCGUCCUGCAAUUGAAAGGAUUUGCUUACCCCAAGCCAAUCGUGGAAUUCCCGUUCCCAACUCCGCCCGCGGCUUUCACCUUGAACAAAGCUGAGCAGCUGCUUAGAAAUCUCGGUGCCUUGACGACUGCAGGAGCGAUUACCGAUCUAGGCAAACAGCUCUCCGUAUACCCGCUAUCUCCUCGCUUGGGCAAGAUCAUGGCUGCUGGGGUUGAUGAUACUACCCUGGUCUGGCAAGUCCUCUCCCUGGUAGCUGGGCUAGCUGUUCCAGAAAUCUUCGUUACCGAAGCCCAACUUCAUCUGGAGGAGCACCCGUCGCAGAAAGGUGAAUUGUACACUCGCGGAGACCAGCAAGAAGAUGAGCAGCGCGACCGAAGAAAGCAAGAAUACGGGCGAGCGAGGGCAACGCUCAGCCGUCACGACAAGACCUCCGAUGCUAUGAAGCUCUUCACCGCGGUGUCAAUGUAUCUCGACGCCCCAGACAAGUCUCAAUUUUGCGCCGACUACUUCUUGCGGCCCAAGGCAAUGGCGGAAAUAUCUCAGCUACGAUCUCAGCUCGAGUCAAUUGUGCGCAGCAACCACCGAACCAUCAGCCACGAAAUCAUCACCAAAUCCCACGCGCUGAAACUGUCCUCCACGCGCGUCAGGCAGCUCAACAUCAUCGCUGCAAGCGGCCACAUCGACCGGGUGGCGAUCCGCUACGACCGCCUGCCUAUGCCUCCGGAACUGGCCAUGAAGCCACGCCGCGCGAUCGACGUGCCGUACCUCCCGCUCAUCCCGCUGACAGAUCGAGCCUCAGCCUCGAUCGCCGAGAAAGCAGUCUACAUCCACCCAUCAUCAGUACUCUCGCGGCUCACGGCCAAGAAUCUCCCAGAGUACAUUGUAUACAGCCAGCUACAGCGCGCACAGGCGCAAACCGUGAGCACAGCUAGCGACAUCCAUAAUCUCAACGCCAUCCCCAAAACCCGCAUGUUCCCCCUGACACCCAUCACCACCGCACAGCUCUCGCUCCUGGCACGUGACACCGCGCUGAUCGAGUACGGCAAACCCGUGGCCAAGAGCAAAAUCGAGGAUCUCCCUGGCACGCCGAAGCGCAGGGACUGCUGGGUCAUGGCCGAACUGAAGGUCGGAGCUGGCGAGAGAGGAGGUGGCCUUGGCUUCGGCUGGCCUCUGCCGCCCGUGAAAGUCAGACAGGUGCUUGAUGUUAAGAGCAAAGCUGGAUGGAGUGUUGAGGAGGUUUUGAGUUAA